Cricetulus griseus (Chinese hamster) is the source of this 549-nucleotide messenger RNA. The record is from RefSeq and is a predicted model, not a curated record. NCBI's taxonomy places the organism in Eukaryota, Metazoa, Chordata, Mammalia, Rodentia, Cricetidae.
AUGGCAACCUCCACUACCUCACACCGGCCCAUCAAGGGGAUACUAAAAAACAAAAGUUCAACAUCUUCAGUGGAGGAUUCCGCCCAGCCAUCCGGAAGAGCCGGCACCCAGGAGUUACAACGAAAGAAAUCGCAAAAGUGGGACGAAUCCAACAUACUAGCAACCCACUAUCCAUCCUAUAAAGACUAUGACUUAAUGAAGAUGAACGAGCCCGGCAAUCCCUAUGCCAGUGUGCCACACGACGGAGAAGAUGGCAUGAGUGAAGUUCAAGGAAAGGAAGCCAUGACCCCUGACACCUUAGCGAAGAAACUGGCAGCCACUGACACAUUUGGAACCAGCCAUCAGGGUGAGGAGCAAGGAAGCAGCGGUGCUCAUAGCAGCAAAUUCUUCCUGGACAAGCAAGAAAGACAGCGGCAAUUUGAGUUGAAAAGGAAGUUACAUUACAACGAAGGAUUGAACAUCAAAUUGGCCAGACAACUGAUAUCGGAGGAGCUACAGUCUGAAGUAGAAGAUGAUGAAAACCAACCACGUCUACAUUCAAAUUAUUGA